Messenger RNA from Dimorphilus gyrociliatus, 821 nucleotides. The record is from the annotation of a GenBank genome assembly. Lineage: Eukaryota; Metazoa; Annelida; Polychaeta; Dinophilidae.
AUUAGAUAGACAUUUGUCUGCUAACCAAUCUGAAAAACAAUAGAAAUCUUAGAAAAAGAUAGUAACUGCAUAUUAAGGUAUUAAUCUUUAGAAUGAUUCGAAAUCAAGUUCUAAGACUCGUCAGAAGUCAAUGUUAUACUAAUAAGUCUGUUAAUCUUAUUGGAAAAAAUGUACAUACAUCGACAACUGUAUUUCAUGCUGAAAAAAAUGAUGAAAUAAACAAUUUGGUUGUUGAAUCUUACUUAAAACAAUUAGAACCAAGCAGUUCAGGAUUAAAAAAACCAGUCAUGUUUGAUACGCAAGUAUUUACAAAGCUCCUUGUUCUUGGGGGAUUCACCGAGAAACAAUCAGAAGUACUAUGCAGAAGCCUUGUAGAUGUUUUAUCAACAAAUACAGAACACUCACGGAAAAACGUCGUAACUAAAUCACAACUGGAGCUAACAACGGAGCAAUUUAUGUCCAGGAUGAAUGCUCUACAAAAGGAUAUGAUAAUAUUGGAAAAGAGUGAAUUCGGUGCUCUUAGACACGAAAAUGAAAAGCAAAAGUUGGAAAUAGUAGAAUUAAGGAAGCAAGUUGAUGAAAAAAUUGAUAAAAUCAAAGCAAACAUACUUUUAGAUAUUAAUUUAGAGAGAGCUAGAGCAACUGAAGCUCAUAAUAAGAAUGAAAGAAGUGUUCACGCUUUAGAUAAUAAAAUCGAUAGAGAAGUCGCCCAAUUAAUGGCAACGUACGAAAGAUAUAGAAACGAUGUCUUCAAAUAUGUUGGUGGUGCAAUAAUGACUUGUCUAGGUAUUGUCCUAGGUUUCUAUAGACUUUGGAAAUAG